AUGCAAUUACUAACACUGCUCAUGGUUCUACUGGCCGUGGCCAGCUGCAGCACGUAUAAACUGCAUUUGGAGGCAAAUGUUGGCGAACUGUUUACGUAUAAAAUCGAGCCGCAGCUCUUCAAUUGGACGCACCAGGUGAUUAGCGAACAGUUUCGCUAUCGGCCCUCGCUGCAGCAUUACCCAGAUUUGCCCAGCUGGAUGCGCUAUAUGUAUAGCCACGAAUACCAUGCGGGCUUCCUCUAUGGCACCCCGCCGGGCACCGCAGCUGGCAAAUCCCUUCACCUGGAUCUGGUGGCACUCAAUCGCCAGAACUAUGAGACACGCCAGAUGGUCAUCUCGUUGUUUGUGGCGCAUAAGUUCAUUACGCCCAAUGUGGUGCAAAUGAAAAUCGAUAAUCUCAAUUGGGUGCAUCUCAUGGAUCCGGGUCGCGUGGAGAACUUACGCAACAUCUUUCGCAAGGAUCUCUGGCCGAGCAGCAAAGAGGAUUUGAGUGUGGUUUUCAUGGAGUCGGCGAUCAACAUGGGCGGACGUUUGCCGCUGCGUCCGCAGCAGCGUGAGGGCGUCAUUGUGCACGUUGGCAGCUUUGCCCAGUUCUCGCCACGUCUCAAGGAGCUGCAGGAGGAGGUGCGUCCGCUGUACAAGCUGCCCUCGUGCACCUACAAACGCACCUCCGUCCAAAAGAUAUUCGAAAAUGUCGGCUUCAAGCUGGACUGGUGCGCCUUCAAAAUGGUGGGCAUGGAGUCGCCCACCGAGGUGCUCUAUCACAACAAUCACGCCAGCGGCCGGCCAAAGGAGCAGCUGAAGGAGCACCAUCAACAGCAGCAGCAGCAUCAGCGCAGCGAGGAGGAACGCUGGCUGGGCAUUCCACGCGAGGAUGUGCCCAUGCGCAACUAUAUCGAUGAGUUUGCCUUCGCCUUUGCCAUACCAGGCAUGAUUCUCGCCGUGCUCGUUGGCAUACUCUCGGCUGUGCUCUGCUUUCAGCACCAGAAAUUUUACGAUCCGUAUUCCGAGUUAUUCUUUGAGAAUAUUUUUUACAUAUGCGAAGAGUCCUGCGCCCGAACGCCAAGCGAUUCGGAGGAUGAUAACGACAGCUCCCUGCAUAUAGACUAUCCCAUGUCAUCCACCGUGCAAAUGGUUCAGUGCUCUGAUACAAAGCCCAUGCAGCCGGUGACAACGCUGAAGAGUCUUAAGGAUCCCAAUUUUCUGCUGGACAACACAAGCAUGCGUUCCCAAAGUCCAAACAAUAGCUUGUAUCAGCUGGACACUGGCGGCUCCGGAAUCUAUGCACGGCCCAAGCCGCCACCCUAUAAGGGCGGCACUUUGGGACGCAAUGGCGUGGACAUUUGACAAACAUCGCCGCGAGUGCUCUACUGCUAAAGGCGCUUCAUUUAAAUCAAAAGCAAUACUCAUAAAAUGCAACUGCAAUUAGCCGGCAGCCAGUACCAAGGGGCCGGGCAUAUCGUAACCGCAUCGAAUUAUGCAUAUCUAUCAAUUAUCUAGCGUUAUGCGUAGCAAAUUUAGUUUAAUCUUUAGCUUUGUUGCAAA
This is a messenger RNA of Drosophila novamexicana, 1545 nucleotides long. RefSeq names its product epsilon-sarcoglycan (gene Scgalpha). The record is from RefSeq and is a predicted model, not a curated record. Lineage: Eukaryota; Metazoa; Arthropoda; Insecta; Diptera; Drosophilidae. Gene Ontology annotation, molecular function: calcium ion binding. The transcript is spliced from 5 exons. Bases 1 to 1347 code for a protein of 448 amino acids. Gene Ontology annotation, cellular component: membrane; sarcoglycan complex.